Messenger RNA from Parascedosporium putredinis, 2142 nucleotides. Lineage: Eukaryota; Fungi; Ascomycota; Sordariomycetes; Microascales; Microascaceae. The record is from the annotation of a GenBank genome assembly.
AUGACUUUUAUAACGCCCGACCUAACACUGCACACCAACCUCCAUCCUUCCGUAGCUCCCCAUCUCGUGGCACAAUCGCGUUGCCUCACCGUCGCCGGCACAAUUACCUCCCAACUCCGUAUCCAGUCUAUCCUCUCACCCGCUGACCCGUCGGGUGCCGAUGAGCCCCACACCGUCAGUACCCCAUCCAAUAUAUUGAGUCCAUACACCAAGCAAGAGGACCCCUACGAACAACCCCUUCUCAAUGCUGCGCCUUCGCAGCUUCCGGUCUUUGAGCAGACUACGGACCACGCGCGUUUUCUGCCUCAAUCUCAAUGUGACCAGGCUGAUAUCGUAAACGAAUCUCAGGCAAAGGGCAAUCUCAAAUCUGAACCGGAUGUCAACCUUGUUCUCCUUGGGAUUCUUACCUUGACCGCCCGGUUUCAUAACGAUUUGGUCAAGUAUGUUGCGGCCAUGGCCCCUUCUUCCGGGAGUGGCCGGUCACGCCAGGGUUCUGUGAAGAUUGACCCCAACUCCGCCUCCGAAUUUUACGCCUCCUCGCUUACCACCGCUCUGGGCUCCUUGCCGGACGCCAUUACUGUCGUAAGCGUCGAGAGGGUGCAGGCUUUUCUCAUGUUGGGCUUGUAUGAAUGGACCCGAAAUCUGAUCGAGAAAGAAAUUCGACGGCGAACCAUGUUCAGCUGCUUCAUCCUCGAUAGGUUACUCGCGGUAGGAGAUGAUCGGGUCUCAAUGAUUAGCUCCACAGACCUCCACAUACAGCUGCCCUGCUCUGAGUUUGCAUUUGACCUUGCAUCCGAGGUUUAUACUGGCUUCCUCAACAAUAGCGACGAACUGGCUCAGCAAUCUAUUCGUCUGCCCCGAGACGAUAGCGUCCUCAGCCGAUUUGUGAAGUUGGUAGAUCUAUGGGGAGAAAUCACGCGCUAUAGUUUCAGUGGUGGCCGCGCGACAGAGGGCGAUAAGCGCCCAUGGGACUCAUCGUCGACAUUCAUGAGGCUGAGGAAGAGGCUUGAUGCCUUUUACAGCAGCUUGCCCGAUACCUUUACGCUCUCUCCUAAGAACUUCUACCGCCACGAUAACCAUCAGGCAACUAGCAUGUAUGUCUCCCUCCAUGUUCUCGGAUCCGUCUGCCAAAUCAUGAUACAUCGGGAGUACAUACCCUUUAUCCCCAUACGGUGUAGCCAGCCAGCCGGUCCGCUAGACCCGCCUCUAAUCCUGGAUGACGGCCCUCCGGGCUUUUGGGAGGAGAGUGCAGAGCAUGUGUUCAAGUCAGCGCGAGACAUUGUUGGUAUCAUCGAGCUUUCAGGGGACAAGCUUCCGCAAUCGUCUUUAGUCCUCUUCGCCAUCUGGACGGCUGCCUUUUGCGGACUAUAUGCUAUUCAUUUUCCGCAAAUGGAUACCCGGCACCACAUGAUCCGCCCAGGGGAUAUCCAACCUCAGCACGAAGAGAUAUAUGGUCAGAGCAAGGAGAGUGCGACAGGCGUUACAUUUCGCACUUUGACGAAGCUGGCACCAUACCUCCCGUUAGCCGGCACCUAUCUCAAAAUCUUCAAGGACUGUGACCGGUAUUUUACCCAGGUCACGAACGACUUUUCAAGUUUGAGGGCCGCACGCAUGCACCGGAGAGUGCGGGACAGCAAGCGAGUGGAAGAAGUGUUCAGGGUGGUGGCGCCGAGCGAUUCAACGACGCCCACGGUCGAAGCCUCGUACCGAGGAGUCCAGCUCCCUCAUGACCCGCUCGAGUCGUACUACCCCAUCGAUACAUCUCCAACACUGCAGAGCACCUUUAUACCCCAGGACGGAGGCCGGUUUUCCCACGAUACUGCCAACCCCCUCUCUUAUAUUGAGGCGCACCAGAACACGAGGCUCAGCUGUGUCCUUACAGACCUCUCGGCGUUUUCGGGAAGCGGGGACCCCUCACCUUUGCCGCUCUCCAACCGAUUCCGUGGGACGCGCAAUACUUUGAGGAUAAACCUCCGCUUUGAUGAGAACAUUCUCCAGGAUAGGCAAGCGGCCGCGCUCGAUGAAGCAGUCGAGGUUGUAGCCGCCCUGGAGCAGGGUGUCGAUGUAGGUCUGGACGAGGGUAGUGUAGAGGGUGUCGUCGCCAGAGGAGCGUCGGAUCCACAACGCGCUGGCGUUUUGUAA